Messenger RNA from Pichia membranifaciens NRRL Y-2026, 372 nucleotides. RefSeq lists its product as hypothetical. Lineage: Eukaryota; Fungi; Ascomycota; Pichiomycetes; Pichiales; Pichiaceae. The record is from RefSeq and is a predicted model, not a curated record. The transcript has a single exon. The coding region runs from base 1 to 372 and encodes 123 amino acids.
AUGUCUGAAGAACAAAACAUUCUAGCAAGCAAGAGAUUUGAUAUUAUCGAAGGGUUGAUUGUCGACCACACGAAGAAGUGUGUGGUCACUCCCUACAAGAAGGAGAUUGCGGACAAGAUCCCGUUGAUUAGCUACAUCAAGGAGCUGUACGACGACUGGGAGACCUAUCCUACCGGUACCGUUAUCAGGUACGAGUGUCCUCAUACCAAGAGAAUUGUUCAGGAAAACACCAAGACCAAGGUCUUCAGAAAGCCGGAUGAGGAAAUGAUGAAGAAGUACAACCUGGACGAGCGGUUUUUGACCAACCAGGAUCUGUUCUUUGCCGUCCACAACUCAAUGUCGGGCAUCGAAGCCGACUGUGUUUGCUACUAA